Paramecium sonneborni is the source of this 8188-nucleotide messenger RNA. NCBI's taxonomy places the organism in Eukaryota, Ciliophora, Oligohymenophorea, Peniculida, Parameciidae. The record is from the annotation of a GenBank genome assembly.
AUGUUAUCAAUUACAAAAUUUAAUGCUAAAUAAAAAAAAAAGGUCUGGCAAUACUUCAAUCAAGAUGACUCUAUUCAGACUGAUGAAUUAUAAGUCACUAAAUCUUAAAUUGCUUAAAUGGAAGAAAUUGUUAAUCUUCACCAUCCUUCUCUUGACUUUUCAGAAAAAUAAUUCAUUUAUAUUAAAUAGAACCUUCAAUCCCUUUCCACUAAUACACUCUUAUCCUAUUGUUAUUUAAGUUUAAAAAAAAUAUUAGAAAUCCCUAACAAUCCUAACUUUAGUAAAAAAUUAAUAGAUUCAGAUGAAAUUCUUCUACAAGAAUCUUUAGGCUUCGAUACUAAUAGCCAUUUAGAUAAUAUUAGUUAAUCUAACAUUUAAGAAUCACAAACUCAAAAUAACACUUUAUAAGCCAAAUUCAAAUAUCAAUCUUAAUUAUUUGACAGCAUAUCAUUUUUUGUUAUGACCAUUUAAGAUAUUUUAUUAAACGAUACCGAUAUUAAUCAAAACAGUACAUUAUUAGGACCAAUACUAUAUGAUAUAACUUAAAUCUAUCUAAUUUAAUAUCUACGUCUUUGUAGAAUUUCCAUUGAAAUCAAAAAUUAACAAGCCUUUUCAUUUGAACAUUAUUCAAGAGGAUAAUAACUUCUAUUACUUGCAUAUAAUUUAUUUAAUGAUUAAUAAAUCCAAAAUAUUUACAAUCUUAUUUACAAUUUCAGAAUUGUAUCCCAACUUACAUUUUAAGAUCAUUAAAUUUCUUUAGAUAUUUCCAAAAUCUUAAAAGAUUUCUUAAAUUAUCAUUAUCAAAGUUUAUAACAUAUGUAAUAACUAUUCAAAUUUGAAUAACCCCUCAAAUAUACUUUUCUUGAUUAGUUUUUAAGAAAUUCUAAUGAAAAUAUAUAUCAAUUAUUAUUUUAAGAAAUAUAACACUUUGAUCAAAGGUUUUAAUCCAAUUGCUAUGUUUUAGAACUUAAAUGGUUGUCAUAUUACUGGUUUCUAACCUCUAAUAAUUAAGACGAAAAAUUAAGAUAAUUAGUUAAAAACCACAUUAAUAAUCCAAAUUCUUGGUAAGAUUUAUUUUUAAAAUUAAUAUAUAUUGGUUCUAAAAGACUCCUACGUAUCUUUAUCAAUCUUGAAAAGUUUUAAAAUUCAAACGACAUUAUGAGAAUCUGGCAAGAUACAAUCUUUAACAUUAUCACUAAUACCUUCUUAAUUCAAACCAAUUAAUAAUACCAAUAAGAUUUUAAUGACUAACUAUUUUUAUUCAUUUUAAAUUACUUGUAGCCUAUUUUAUAGUACAAAUACAAGCAUAACUAAAGUUCUAAAAAAGUUCUUAAUUUACUGGAGGAUUCCAUUAAACAUCGCUUAGCUGAAGAAACUAAAUUUUAGAAAAAAUUAUUUGAUAUUCUCAUCACUAGUGAUUUAGCAUGUUAUGGUGAUAAUAUUUAAGAAUAUAUUUUUAAAGUUUUCUCUCCAUUAUAAUUCUCCUCUGAUCCUAUUACCAUAGCAAAAUAUAUUCUAUUAUGUAAUUAAAAUCAAUGCAGAUAAAAGAUCAUUAAUCACAUUUAUUGCUCAAUUAUUAAAUAUAGAUAAAUAAGCAACAUCAAUUCAAAAGCAGAUUUAAAUCAAAUCAUCCAAUUACUUCAUUAAAUGAUUAUUUAUUUUUAAAAAGAAUCGACAGAUGAAAAUCAUUCUUAAUUUUUAUCUUAAUAAAUAAUACUCUCUUUAAGAUCCAUGAUAACAAUUAUAAUAAAAAUAGAUGUUCCCCAAUCAUAAUAAACCUAUGAUUAAUUGCCCAGUUUUAAUCAACUUUUAGUUUUAGAAUUACCUAAUGAAACCCUUCCAAGAAAUAUUUUUGAUAAUUCUCUUUGUCAACUUAUAUCAUAGUUUUUAAACAAAAUUUUACAAUUAGCUAAUUCAUUGAAACAUUUUUAAUUGGAAGAUUUUUAUGAAAUUUUAAUUUUGGUACUUAAAUUAAUUUAUGUUGUACAAAAGUUUAUGAUACUUAAUGAUGAUAUAGUGACUCUAAAUUUGUUCUUAGACAAUAUAGAUUAAUCUCUUUAUGAAUAUAUUACAAAAGUAUUCAUAAAUCAUGAAAAAUUAUCAUAGAGUUAAAUAAAAUAUAUAAUUGAAAAUUUUAAUUUACUAACAGUUGAAGAUUUUUUGACAAAAAAUAUGAGUAGCAUUUCUGAAAACAAUCAAAAAUUUAUGAAUUAUCGUUUACUAAAAAUAUUUAUUAGUUGCAUUUUUGAAUGUGAUUUACCUUCUGAAUAUAAAUAAUUAAUUGUCAAUUUUAUUUUAUAAGCUGCAAGAUAACACAAACAAUAAUUUUCCACAAUAUUAAAUAAAUUAAUAUUACUCUUAGUUAUAGAAAAAAAUGAAUAAUCAAAUUAAAUAAGAUAAUCUAUGAUAGAAAUUAUUAAAUUAAGUUGUGAAAUCAGUUUUUCAAAUUCACAAUUGUAUUACUUAUUAAGGUUAUGUUUCGGAGAGUCUAAUAAUUUAUUAAUAUUUCGAAACUCUUUACCUGAUUAUUAAUAUGGUUAAUAAUUAGCAGAUUAAAUAUUUGAAAAUGAUGGAGAUUUAAUAAAUAUAUUUUUUGAACCAUAACUAAAGUUAGUAAAAAAAAAUAAUUUUUCAUAAGGCUUAUCAGACUUUAUAUCAAUUUUUAAAAGCCUAUUUGAAAAUAAUGAUUCAUAUCUCUUUUUUAAAGAUCUAAACUCUUAUAUUAGUUUUCCUAUACAAUUCAAUAUUCAAAAAGGAUUUACAAUGUAUUUUGAAAUUUAAUUUUUAAACAAAAUAGUCUAAGAAAAUUUUGGGUUUUAAGAUUCCUAAGAAUUAAUUCAAUAAGAAAAUCGCCUAUAGUUUUAUGAUUUUGCAACUUUAUAUUUUAAAAAGAAUUUAAAAGAAAGAAGUGGAAUUCAAAUUCUAAUAUCUAAAUAAUGUGUUUAGAUUAGACAAUUUAAAGUGUUAAAUAAAUAAGAUUUUUUAGGAUAAGUAUCCUAAAGCUUUGAAAUCAAUUUAACAGAGACAUCAAAAUACAAAUACUAAAUUAACUAUAAUAAAGACCAUUUCACAGCUUAUAUUAAUGGUCAAUAAUGCAAAAGCAAGGUUAAUCAGAUAAUGGAGAUAAAUGAAAUUAUUUAAAUUGAUUUAGGAAAAUCAAUUGAAUCUACAUCAAACAUUAGCUAAAUCUUUUGUACUCAAUCUUUUGAUUAUGAAACCAAUAUUUUUUAAGGAAAAAUGUUUAAUUUUUGUCUUAUUGAUCAACCAAUAAAAAAUGGAUCUGUUUUAGAACUGGAAACUAAAUCUUAAUAUUUGAUUAAAUUCUCCAAACUUUUAAAAAUUAUUAAUCCUUUUGAUAUUUAAUAAGAACGUGAAAGUAAAGAUUUAUUUGAAAUCAAUGAUAUUAUUAAAAAAAAAUAACCUUACGAAGUACAUUCCAUUUUUUACAAAUAAAUAUCAAAUUUAUAUGAUGUUCUAAAAAAUAAUAACAUUUAUCAUUUAAUUUUGCUUAUAUUUUAAGAAAUUUUAAAUUAGUAAUAAUUGUAAGAAUAUGAAAACUAAAUUACAGAUCUAUUAACUAUUUUAUUUGAUUAAAUUAUACUUAAAAAUGAAGAAACAUUGAAUACUUUUUUCAAACAGGAAUUUAAUAAUUUUACAACCAUACUAUUAUAAAUAACAUCUAAAGUUAAAUUACAAAAAUUACUUGAAAUUUUGGUUAAUUUUAAUGAAAAAUUAGAUUAAAUGAAUUCAAAAUAUUUUUUUUAAGUUACGAAUUAAGUAAUUUAUUAAUUUUCUUUAUUUGAAUAAUUUGUGGAUGAUGAAAUAUUUCUUAAUAGUUAUUUUUUUGAGCUUUUAAAAAAAAAAUACGGAAUGCCAUUAGAAUAAAUUAUAGAGUAAAUAAUAAAAAAUCCUAAUUUAUAAAUUUUAGAGACAAAAUAGUUUUUUGAUUUUUUAAAUUAUUCAUUAGAAAAGCCCUUUUCUUAAGAGAAUAAAAUUAAGCAUUAAAACUUAUUUUAUAAAUUUGUGAGUGAUAUUUAAUUAUUUGCAAAGCUUUUUGAAUAUUAAGAUCUAAAUUCUAAUUAUCUUCAUAUAAUAAAGUCUUAUUUAAAGUUAGUUUGUUCAACUUAUUAAUAAAGUUUAAAAAACAAUUUAUAAAAAUAUAAUUAAAAUACAUCAAUGAUAAAUUAAAAAAAUGAUGUUAUGUAUUUCAGUGCAUUACUAAAAGCCUGUUAAAAAAAAUUAUUUAAAAAUACAAGUGAUAUUUUUUAUUGGAAUUUUAUUAAUUUAUUAUUAUUCAUAGAAGAACUUCACAAAGAAAAUCUCUAAUAUAAUCCUACUAUUGUAGAUUCCCUUAUUCUUGAAAUAAUACUUUAUAGAGAUAAUCUGAAAAUAGAUGAUUCUGUUUUAGAAAUAGUUGUAGAUAUUCUCAGAGAAAUAAAAAACAUAAAUACAAGAUGUACAUUUAUAAAUCUUAUUGCUCUUCUUUUGAACAAUAAUACUUACUUAUUUGAAAUAAAAUGUAAACCUGCUUUAAUUGAUAUAUUAAGUAAUUUAUUAUAAUACGAUUUGUAACUAUUUGAUUUGAUUGAAAAUAGUAUGUUAGAAUUAAUUUUUGACUCAAUAAAUUAUAAAGAUUAAAGCAAAAGCUCUUAAAAUUUUUACCUAAAUUUAAUUAAAGCAAAAAUCACUAAUUAACAUCUUAAAUCAAUAGAUUUAGGAAGAUUGUUGAAAAUUUUAUCACAUUUUCCUGAAGUAUUUUAGAAUUUACUUGCAUAUAUCUAAAGUAAAUUGUAACAGAAUUAAGUAAAAAAUUAAGUCAUCCUAAUCGCUAAUCUUUUAAAAAUGUUAAACAUUAUGAAAAAAGAUUGUUUUGCAAAAGAUUAAAAUAAUGAAUUCGAAAAACUUGCCUCUUAAUUAUAAUUUUUUAUUCAAUUGUUUUAUGAAAAGAAUUUUUUCAAAUUUAAUUUUAAAAAAAAGUAAAUGGACAAUUUAAAAAUAGAAAAUAUUAUAAGUUGUGGUGGAUUAUUUGGACUAUUUAGUGAGAUAUUUUUAGAAGCAAUAUCUAAUAAAUAAACCAAAUAUGUUAUUAAUAAUAUUUUAAAACUUUUAGAUAUAUAUUUAGAGGAAAUGAAUAAGAAAACAGAUGAUUUAUUAGUUAAGGAAUUAUAUGGGGUUUUCAAUUAUGGAUAAGAUAAAAAUGGGAUUAAAUUUCCCAUUAUUACAAUAAUUUUUAAAAAUUCCUUAUCUAAUAAUACAGAAAGUUUAACUGCUCCUAUAGCAGAAAUUAUAGCCAAAAUUUUGAAAGUUAUUAAUGAAAUAGAAUAGUAAUAGGAAAAAUAAUUGGAAAAAAGUCCAAAUAUAUAAAAAAUGAUGAUGGAUGAAUUUAAUAUUAUGAAUUCUUAAAUUUAUAUUGAAAGUUAUCAGAAUCAACUUUAAUAAUAAUAUGAGGAAUAUAAAAAAAAUAAAUUGGAUUUAUUUUAAUAAAAAGAAUUAAAAAAUACAUUUAUAUCUACUACUUGUGAUACAUCUUUAAUUUCAUUUAAAAAAAAGGAUCUAAGUGAAUCAAAAAAUUCAUUUUAAACUUAUCAAAAUAACUUUUUAUUUUUUAGCUUCUAUUUUUAAAAUAGUUUUAAGAAUUUAGUUUAAUUAAAUUAAAUAAUCAAAGAUUUAAAUAAUGGAAUUUUUCAUAAAAAGCACAGUUUGAUUGAAAAUUAUAAAAUUAUGUGGAGCCACACAAAUCUUGUAGAUUAUGAAAAUAAAAUUAUAUUUAAAAAGUAAAUCCCUUUGAAAAAUGAAGAUGAUGAAAAAGUUUAUUUGAAUUCCUUUUAAAUUUAAUUAGAAUCACAAAAAGAAAGUAAAGUUGAAAUUACAUAAGAAUAUUAAGAAAUUAAUGCAAGUUUAAGAAAUGUUUUAAAUAAAGGUGAGGAUAUUAAACUUGUAAUUAUUAGAGAGGGUAUUACAUUUAUAGAUCCAUUUAAUAAUGAGAAAGUUGUUAUUUCAAAUGAAGGUUGUAAAGUGAGUCUUAUGAAAUAUAUGCAUUAAGAAAAAAGUUUUUUAAUAAAAAAGUUUGAUUAAGGCUGUUAAAGAUUUUACUUUUUUGUUAUAAAUACAGAAAGUUAAUUUAAAUAACUAAAGAAACAUUUUUAAAAUUUAGGAAUGUUGAAUAAAAAAUCAUUAUUUGAAAUUAAGAAAAAUUUAUCCUAAAAAUGGUAAUAAGGAUAAUUGUCUAAUUAUCAAUAUAUUUAUUUAUUAAAUUCUCAUUCAGGUAGAAAUUUAUUUGAUAAAAAUAAUUAUUAUAUAUUUCCUUGGACAUCAAUAAAUUAUAACAAUAAUAUUCCUAUUAUUAAUCGUAAUUUUUCAUAAAGUAUUUUUAAUUAGAGACCUACUAUGCUUUAGGAAUAUUUUCAUUCUAAUCAAAAGUAAUUAGAUUUUUUUUUAUCUAUUAAUUAAUAAGAUGAUGUCAAUUUCUAAACAUAAUAAUUUUAAAGUUCAAACCCUGAUUAAAAUCUAAAAGAGUAAAGAUAAGAUAAAAAAAAAUAAAUUCUAAAUAAUUUUAUCAAUAAUUUGCAAAAUUUAGGAGAAUCAUUGCCUGAAUUUUAUUCAAAUCCAUAAUUUUUUUCAGAAUUUUAAUUACCAGAUUGGGUAUCUACUUAAACACCUGAAGAAUUUGUUUAUAUAAUGAGAGUUCAUCUAGAAUCCAGGAUAGUUCAAGAAUUAUUGCCAAAUUGGAUUGAUUUGAUAUUUGGAAUUCAUUCAUAGCAACAAAACAAAUAAUAAUAAUCUUAAGAAUAACCAUAUAAAGUAUAUAAAUUUUAUAUAUUAGGAUUAAUGCAAAUGCUAACAAAAUAGAAAUCUAUAUAGAGAAAAUAUGAAUGUUUGUGAGUUUGGUCAGCCAUUGUAAUAAAUUUUCACAGAAAAACAUUAGUCAAAAAAGCUAUGUAAAAAAUAGUAUAUUUUUAGUUAAUCCAUUAUUUGAAAAUUAGUCUUAAAUAAAAAUAACUACAAAAAGAUUACUUUACAAAGGUGAUGAGAAAAUUAUUUCAUCUUAUUAUUAUUAGUCAGAAUUCAUUCUUAUUUCAGAAUAAGGAAUAGCAAUUAUUUUAGAUGCGGAUAAAUAAUUAAUAUAAAAAAUUAUUGUUGAAUGUGAUUGUCUCAAUAUCAAAUUAAAAAAAAAAUUAGAAACAAAAAAGCCUUUAACUCAUUAAUAAAUAUGCUAUAUUGAUUUUGACAAUUAGUAUCUUCCAGAUAAGCAAGAAUCCUAAAAUCAUAUUUUAGUAACAGAUAAAUUAAGUUUAUUUUAAAAUAAUACAAUAUUUUUCAUUAUUGCAGGAUAUCCAAAUGGAGAAUUUAGAUCAUUUAAAGGGAGUAAAUUAAAAGAAAAACAAUUUAACACAUAAAAUAAUUCAAAUAUUUAAUGUAUAAAGUUUUGCCAUACAAGAAAUGUGUUAAUAAUUGGAUAAGAAGAUGGAGCUUUAUCAUUAUGGAAAGUCUCAAAAGAUUUUUAAAUUACAGAUACACCGUUUUUAAUCAUAUCAUCUCAUGUUAAAAGCAUAACUAAUAUUGAUUGUUCUGUUUCUAAAAUUUUAAGUGUUGAUAUAGAAAAUGAAGUACAUAUUCAUUUUUAUGACGGUUUAUUAAUAAAAAAGAUAUAAUUAGCAUGUUAUGGAAGAAUUACAUAUUGCUAAAUUAGUUAUACAAUGAAUUUGUAUAUCUUUUUAAAUAGUUUUAAUAAACUUAUGGUUUAUAAUUAUGAUGGAUAAAUAUACAUUCAUCCUAUUGAGAUUCCUUAACAAAUUAAUAAUAUUCUACCUGUGACUCCUUUUUCAUCAUAAUUUAUUUAUGCAACUGAUAAUAUGUUAUAUUUUGAUGACAUAUUCGUCAUUAAAAUGAAAUAAGAUGGGAGAAUCAUAGAAAAAGUUCAUGAUAAUAAAAUUUAUAAUUACAAUUUUUCACUCAUCAAGGCUGUCUAAGGUCAAAAGUUGAUACUCAAUAAUAGAAAUUAGAAUAACAUUACAACAACUUAAAUAAUAUUUUAAAAUUUAGAUCGUAAUCCAAUAAGAUUCUAAACAGUUGGUUGUGAAAAUGGAAACUUUUGGUGUUUAUACAAUGAAGAUGAGAGUAAUUUAAUUAUUAAUUUUUAGUUUUCGAAUAUUAUGAGAAAAAAUUAUAAAAAUCAGGUCUCAAAUGA